Messenger RNA from Drosophila willistoni, 4480 nucleotides. It is a transcript of the gene l(2)gl, whose product is annotated as lethal(2) giant larvae protein. Gene Ontology annotation, cellular component: cortical actin cytoskeleton; cytoplasm; plasma membrane. The record is from RefSeq and is a predicted model, not a curated record. Bases 408 to 3905 code for a protein of 1165 amino acids. The transcript has 9 exons. Gene Ontology annotation, biological process: cortical actin cytoskeleton organization; establishment of spindle orientation; regulation of protein secretion. Gene Ontology annotation, molecular function: syntaxin binding; myosin II binding; GTPase activator activity. NCBI's taxonomy places the organism in Eukaryota, Metazoa, Arthropoda, Insecta, Diptera, Drosophilidae.
CAUUGUUGUUUUUGUUUUCAAGUUAAAAAGUUGUGCGGGCGGAGAUAUUCUGUCGGAAAUUUUGUAAUUGUCUGUGCGUGUUUUAUUUUGUUGUCCUUUUGCAAUAAUUCAUUCGAUCAAAGUUAAUACUCUACGGUCAUAAAGUACGGAUUAUCAGCACCGACUUGAAAAAGAGAAGGAAAAAACAGCAAAAAGGCAUGAAGAAAAUGUACGCGUCGUCGGGCGCAAUAGAAAAAAAACCGGAACGCCAGCCCAUCGCAUAACAGUGCUACUUUUAACUCCUACCCACACUCGCGCGUCCACAUACACUCGUACACUCACUCACACACGUACACACUGCCAAUAAAAGAGUUGAAGAAUUUGAAAAUAUAUUCUAUCGUUAAAGUAACCAUUUAAGAAGUGACAUAAUGUUAAAGUUUAUACGUGGAAAAGGGCAACAGCCUUCAGCAGAAAGACAACGUUUGCAAAAGGAUCUCUUCGCCUAUCGCAAGACCGCUCAACAUGGUUUCCCACACAAACCUUCGGCCCUGGCCUAUGAUCCUAUCUCCAAACUGAUGGCAAUUGGCACCCAAACGGGGGCCAUUAAGGUAUUCGGUCAGCCGGGCGUCGAGUUGUAUGCCCAACAUACAUUGGUAAACAAUACCGCAGCGGAAUUGAAUGUCCAACUAUUGGAAUGGGUCUACGGCACUGGACGAAUACUCUCGUUGACGGCUGCCAAUCAGUUGAUCCUGUGGGAGCCAGUCGGCACCACUCUGGUGGCCAUCAAAACACUGCCCUUCGAUGGUAAACUGAAGAAGGUGUCGUCCUUGUGCUGUUCCCUUAACAAAGAUCUCCUUUGGAUUGGCACAGAGGGCGGCAACAUCUACCAGUUCGACUUGAAGUCGUUUACCAUACGCGAACCGGUGAUCUAUCACGAUGUGGUGCUGGAACAGGUCCCACCCACAUACAAACUGAAUCCUGGCGCCAUUGAGUCCAUACGCCAGCUGCCAAAUGCCUUGAACAAACUGCUCAUCGCCUACAAUCGAGGACUCUGUGUGCUGUGGGACCUGGACACAUCGUCUGUCGAACGAGCCUUCAUAGCGCCCGGACAUGGUCAAAGUGUUGGGCUUUAUGUGAAUUCAACAGGAACAGAAUUCAAUUGGUAUCAUGCGGAUGGCUCAUAUGCCACUUGGAAUAUAUCCAGUGGCGAGCCGCCACAGAAUGUAAACUAUGUUCCAUACGGUCCAGAUCCUUGCAAGAGCAUUAACCGCCUCUUCAAGGGCAAGCGGGGAGCCAACGAUGUCAUUGUCUUCUCUGGCGGCAUGCCACGAUCGGCAUACGGUGAUCACAAUUGCAUUUCCGUCCAUGCCACUGAUGGGGAAAAAGUCUGCUUGGAUUUCACUUCAAAGGUUAUUGACUUCUUUGUUACUUACAAGGAUGAGGAGGCGGAGAACUUGCAGGUUCUGAUUGUCCUGCUGGAGGAGGAGCUGUGCGCCUAUGAUCUAUCCGAUCCGAAAGUACCGUCCGUCAAAGCCCCGUAUUUGCAUUCGGUGCACGCUUCUGCCGUAACGUGCAAUUAUUUGGCAUCGCAAGUAACUCAGGAAGUUUAUGAGAAAAUUUUGUUAGUUGGAGAUCAACAGGAUGUGGAUUAUAGCAGCAUUGAUUGGCCCAUUACGGGCGGCACACUGCCCGAAGAUCCAUCAGAUGAGGAUGUCCCCACUGGCCAUGAGAUUCUCCUCACUGGCCACGAAGAUGGUUCGGUCAAGUUUUGGGAUUGCACUGGAGUGUUACUCAAGCCGAUAUACAAUUUCAAAACGGCUCCAAUUUUCGGUAAUGACCAGGAACACGAACACGAUCAGCACCAGGAUCCGCAGGAGGCGGAACCAAUUGAUGAAGAUGAGCCUCCCUUCCGUAAAGCUGGUCUAUUUGAUCCCUACUCCGAUGAUCCUCGUCUGGCCGUCAAGAAAAUAUCGCUGUGCCCGAAAACGGGUCAACUAAUUGUGGGUGGCACAGCCGGACAGAUCGUUAUAGCCGACUUUGACGGCGAGUCAGCCAAGACUCUGAAGUACAGUUCGAUGAAUUUGGUCAGCGAUCGCGAUGGUUUCGUUUGGAAGGGUCACGAUCAGCUAAAUGUGCGUCCCAACCUCUUGGAAGAGAAUGCCACUCCGGUCGGUGACAAUGGUGUGAAUAUUACGGGAGUUCUUCAAGUUCUACCACCGGCAAGCAUUACAUGCAUGGCCCUCGCUGCCGAUUGGGGUCUCGUUUCGGGUGGCACGGCCCACGGUUUGGUGUUGUUCGAUUUUAAGAACUUUGUCCCGGUUUUCCAUCGAUGCACAUUGAAUCCAAACGAUUUGACUGGUGCUGGUGAGCAGCUUUCGCGUCGCAAAUCGUUUAAGAAAUCCCUACGCGAAUCCUUCCGCAAGUUGCGCAAAGGACGCUCCACACGAACCAAUCCAAGCAAUCAGGUGCCAACCACGUUGGAAGCUAGACCUGUGGAACGUCAGAUUGAAGCACGUUCCACAAAUGAUGAUGGCCUGGGUUCCAUGGUGCGAUGUCUGCUCUUUGCCAAGACCUACAUAACGAACGUCAAUAUAACAUCGCCGACUCUGUGGUCAGCUACGAAUUCGAGCACUGUUUCGGUGUUCCUACUACAUCUGCCACCAGCACAGACAGCCGCCACGGCAGUUCCACCGGCAAGUGGCAAUGUCACGCCACAGGCACCUCGUCGCAUUUCCGCUCAGUUGGCCAAGGAGAUUCAACUGAAACAUCGGGCUCCUGUUGUGGGUAUUUCCAUAUUUGAUCAAACCGGUUGCCCCGUUGAACAGCUGAAUGCCGGCGAGAACGGUUCUCCGCCUCAUCGUGUGCUUAUCGCUUCCGAGGAGCAGUUCAAAGUGUUCUCAUUGCCCCAACUGAAGCCCAUUAACAAGUACAAGCUGACAGCCAACGAGGGCGCUCGCAUCCGGCGCAUUCAUUUCGGUUCAUUCAGCUGUCGUGUUUCGCAAGAGCUCCUGCAGAGUCUACAUGGCGGCGGCGGUGGCAGCCCCAACAAAUCCAUUACCCGUUCCCACGGCGAGGAAGCGAAUACGAGUUCGGCCUCUGGAGGAAAUGGUUCUGAGCUGUAUCAAGAGAUGGCCCUUAUUUGCCUCACCAAUAUGGGCGACAUUAUGGUGCUAUCGGUGCCAGAGCUGAAGCGUCAAUUGAAUGCUGCGGCAGUGCGACGUGAAGAUAUCAAUGGCAUCUCUUCGCUCUGCUUCACCAAUGGUGGCGAGGCCUUGUACAUGAUGUCGUCAUCGGAACUGCAACGAAUUGCUUUAGCCACAUCGAAGGUGGUGCAACCCACUGGCAUUGUGGAAGUCGAACCGCUAGAGACUAGCGACAACGAGUCCACUCUGCAGGCCAACGGUGAGGACGAAGACGAAACCGAUGACAAGGAAGAGGAUGAGGCACCAGCCGCCGCUGUGACCGGAACAGAACCACCGAUUGCCAAGCAACGCAUUGCCCAGACUGAUGAGCGAGUGCCUCCCACCGUGAAUGGCAUCAACAACAAUAAUAGCACCAACUCACCGAAUCGUGCCAACGAGACCAUCACCAGUUCAAUUGGUGACAUCACUGUGGAUUCGGUGCGCGAUCAUCUGAACACCACCACCACCACAUUGUGUUCCACAACAACAGAGGAAACUGUUGGUCGCCUAUCCGUACUUAGCACGCAGACAAAUCAAACGAUUACUAGUGUUAAUAUGAAGGACAUACCCGAUUUUAAUAUGCCCAAUCUAAUGGAUUUGGCGCCAAAAUGUAAUACUACGGAAACCAAUACCAGUUCUGUAGUCAUCAAAUCCAUUAUCACAAACAUAUCACACGAAAAGACAAAUGGAGAAAGCGAAUCCGUAACCACAAAGACGACAACACACGAAGAAAGUCAGUUUUAAGCAUCGAGAGAUCAUGUCGAUUUCCAUUAUUUCCAUGCGAGAAAUAGGAAAAGAUUUAUAUCAUAUUAAAUGAAAAAGGAAACAAAUAUGCAUGUUAUAUUUUUUUGUACUAAAUUGCAAUUCGAAAUAUGUUUAAGUUUAUGUUGUAGGAGCUAAGUGAAUGAUUCAAGUAUUUAGUGGAAUUUACACAAUUUUUCUAUGUUUUAUAUAUCUAUUUACCAACUAUAUACAUAUAACGUAUCCGACCGCAUUGACAAUUCAGGCUUUAAAGCUAUUGCAUUUCUAAUAUUCACCAUUAGCCGACAUUGACGUCAAAGUACAACAUGAUGAAACAAGAUUGCCUUAUAUAUAUAUAUAUGUAUACAAUAUAAAUUUUACAACGGAUUUUUAUACAAGUAUUAAACCAUCGAAAACAGAUUAUACACAAAGUUUCCCAUACAUAUAUUCAAUAACGAGAAAAUUUAAUUUUUAAAUUCAUAUAUGACCAAUUUACGUUUCAACUACUUAGUGUUAAAACACCGAUUGUUAUCCUUUUAAGUAACAAUUCCAUAAAUGACGAACCAUUAUUAAGUUAA